Phacochoerus africanus (Common warthog) is the source of this 2146-nucleotide messenger RNA. It is a transcript of the gene PRSS35, whose product is annotated as serine protease 35. The record is from RefSeq and is a predicted model, not a curated record. The transcript is spliced from 3 exons. Gene Ontology annotation, molecular function: serine-type endopeptidase activity. NCBI's taxonomy places the organism in Eukaryota, Metazoa, Chordata, Mammalia, Artiodactyla, Suidae. Bases 298 to 1542 code for a protein of 414 amino acids. Gene Ontology annotation, biological process: proteolysis.
GCCUCUAGCCUCCCCUCAGUCUCAGCCUCCAGCUCAGGGUGGUGCUGGCGGGCGUUGGCUGGGCAGCAGGCUCUGGCUGUCCCCAGGCUCGUGGCAGCGGCGCCUUGCCCUCCUGCCUCUCCAGCUUUAGUGACCGCAUCGGAGGCACUGUGAUCAAGCUGAGCAGCCCCCCCCCCCCGCCCCCCGCCCCAGGACCGAGGAAGCUUCGCAGAAAACAUCGACAGGGGAGGUAUCAUUGGAGUCAUCUAACCUCGAAUUGCCUUUGCUUCAUACAAAGGGACAACAUAGAGAAACAAAAUGGAAGCUAUGCUAUUUUGCUGGAUAUUUUUCACCCUUGGGUGGACCCUCAUUGAUGGAUCUGAAAUGGAACACGAUUUUAUGUGGCACUUGAGAAAAAUACCCCGGGUUGUUGAUGAAAGGACCUUCCAUCUCACGAGCCCCACCUUUGAGGCAGAUGCUAAGAUGGCAUUAAAUGGGGUGUGUGGCAUUGAAUGCCAGAAAGAACUCCCCAGCCCCAGCCUUUCUGACCUGGAAGACUCUCUUUCCUAUGAGACUGUCUUUGAGAAUGGCACCCGAACCCUGACCAGAGUCAAAGUUCAAGGUUGGGUCCCUGAGCCAACUCAAAAUCUCACCAACCAAGGUGUGCCUAUCAGGAGAAAGAGACAGGUGUAUGGCACAGACAGCAGGUUCAGCAUCUUGGACAAAAGAUUCUUGACCAAUUUCCCUUUCAACACAGCCGUGAAACUGUCCACCGGCUGCAGUGGCGUGCUCAUCUCCCCCAAUCAUGUCCUAACCGCUGCCCACUGUGUCCACGAUGGGAAGGACUACAUCAAAGGGACUAAAAAGCUGAGGGUAGGGCUGCUGAAGAUGAGAAAUAAAGGUGGUGGCAAGAAACGUCGUAGGGGUUCCAGGAGGAGCAGGAGGGAAGUGAGUGGUGAUGAUGGAGGGAAGGAAAGCAAAGAAAAUCUGAAGGAGAGCGCUAAGGCUGGAAGAAGGAGAAAUAAAUCUGCUCGGGGUCAGAGAACUGCUGCAGGGGAGCCCUCCUUCCAGUGGACCCGGGUCAAGCACACCCACAUUCCCAAAGGUUGGGUCAGAGGAGAGAGCGGAGACGCAGCCCUGGACUACGACUACGCCCUUCUGGAGCUGAAGCGUGCUCACAAGAAGAAAUACAUGGAGCUGGGAAUCAGUCCCACCAUCAAGAAGCUGCCCAGUGGAAUGAUCCACUUCUCGGGCUUCGAUCACGACAGGGCCGAUCAGUUAGUCUACCGGUUUUGCAGCGUGUCCGAUGAAUCCAGUGAUCUCCUCUAUCAAUACUGCGACGCCGAGUCGGGCUCCACCGGCUCCGGGGUUUAUCUGCGCCUGAAGGAGCCAGGCAAAAAGAGUUGGAAACGCAAAAUCAUUGCGGUCUAUUCAGGCCACCAGUGGGUGGAUGUGCAUGGCGUUGAGAAGGACUACAAUGUGGCAGUGCGCAUCACGCCGCUCAAGUACGCGCAGAUCUGCCUCUGGAUGCACGGGGACGAUGCCAAUUGUACCUACGGCUAAGGGUUCCCUGAAAUGAGGCCAUAGGUUAUAGGCAUUGGAGAGAAAACCAGUUCUGAUGAUUGCAGCAAGAUCACUUCAUAGUUUAUGCCUAGACUCGAAGCCUAAGGAUAGUGUUUCAACAUGUUUAUGUUUACUUUUUCCAAAUGAGGAGCUUCUCAUGCAUUUCAGAAAGGUUUAGGUACACAUAUGAAACCUUGAUGGGCACUUCAGUGCCAAGCAUAUAUUCUCUUUCCUUGGUGAUACGUUUCAUUUAUGGGGAAAAGAAUUUUUUUCUGCCUUCUUGAAAUUAGACAUGCUUUAAAACUUCAAGCUGGUAUUAUUAAUAAGGUGUGAUUUCUCAAUAGACUGUCAGGGUCCUACUCUAAGUAGAGGCUAAUAAUAGGGUGCCGGUUGCAUAUUAAAUGUGAAACUGAAUAUGAAGAGGUGGACAGUAACACCAGUGGAAUCAAGUUUGAGACAGUAAUUUAUACCACAGUUCAUACUGCUCUGAGAUAGACCCAUUCAGCUCAUGCCCUCUGAGUUCACAGUGUGUUUUCCAUUGAGUCUGAGAAAUUUUAGGUUUGUUUUGUUAAGAACAACAAGGAAUUUGGGAAUUCCCUGGUGG